Molecule: messenger RNA, 1011 nt
Organism: Protopolystoma xenopodis
Lineage: Eukaryota; Metazoa; Platyhelminthes; Monogenea; Polystomatidea; Polystomatidae
Source: the annotation of a GenBank genome assembly
AUGCCCUGGGAGAAUCAGCCUGGUCAGCAUCUUAGCGAAUCGUGGAAAUUAGAGCUUCCCAGCGAAGUACGCGGCCAAGUAACCUCUGCUUGUCACGACUUUAUGCAUAGGAUGCUAUUGCGUCAUCCAAAAGACAGACUUAGUUUAUCAGCAGCAAUGCGGCACUCUAUAUUUGCCUGCAUUCCUUGGACAACAUUGAUUCGGCAUCGUGGGCCUGACCUCAACCGGUUCGCAGCUCGGGAUGAGAAUACUCAAUCUUCCUCACCUCAUCUAAUUUCUAAUGAUGGCAGUUCAGCUGGUUCUGCGGCCGGAAAUCGAGCUCUUGAGUCAUCUGUUCCACUGCGUUCAGUCAAACAAUUGGGUUAUCCGACAGCCUGGACCGAAAAAAUGGUUAUGCGAGCUUCAGGACUUGCUGGUAAAGCAAUUGCUUGCAAUCUUACCUCAGGUGGCUGUCGGCCUAUAAACACAAAUAGCCAGCCUGGUGACCCUGGCUUCUUGCGUGAGUUCUAUGCUGAACGGUUAACAAAUUGGCCAUCCUUGCCUGAACAGGCAAUUAAUCUUCACCCUGCAACUAGCGAAUUACGGCGCUCUGGCCUUGUCAGUCUAUUGCAAACACGAUUUCGCUCAAGCCCUACAUCUGCGUCCUCUUAUUCGGCUAUAUCUACAAACAGUAAAAAUCGUCUUUCUGGACAAAAUGGGCCCGUGGGAUCUAAUUCUGUUCUGAUCCCAACUGCAGAAAAACCCGCUCCAGCCAUCUUAGAGGAUAGACAGACGGGAAUCAACCGGAAUCAACACCAUCUUUUUAUCUCACUGGCGAGUGGAAAACAAGCAGAAUCUGGCAAGAAGAAACCAAUAAUAAUCAGUAGAGCCACGGGAGUCCCGGGUUCAUCUGGCCGAGCAACCCAUUAUCUGAUGCCGAAGCAUUUAGUUAUAAAAAACUCAAGAGACGGUCAUAAAUUUUCAAAGGCCAAAGUACAAUUAAAAGACCUGCAAUUCGGCACAAGCAGAUAA